Molecule: messenger RNA, 1567 nt
Organism: Alosa sapidissima (American shad)
Lineage: Eukaryota; Metazoa; Chordata; Actinopteri; Clupeiformes; Clupeidae
Product: E3 ubiquitin-protein ligase TRIM35-like
Exons: 4
Coding region: 125-886 (253 amino acids)
Molecular function (GO): zinc ion binding
Source: RefSeq, a predicted model, not a curated record
UGAUGCGCACAUAGACAUAGCAUUUGGUUUCAGCCACUGGAAAGCAGCUCACUAGAUUGUGUUUUCUUGAAUCGGCAGUGAUCUUCAAGCACACUUCAAAAGAAAGUCUACCAGUAACUAGACAAUGGCAUCUAAUUCUUUCUCAGUAGAGGAUUUCUCCUGUCCUGUGUGCCAGGGCAUCUUCAGGGAUCCCGUUCUCCUCUCCUGUAGUCACAGCUUCUGUAAGCUCUGUCUGCAGAUGGUCUGGGACACAGGAUCUAGACAAUGUCCAAUCUGCAGGAGGAUAUCCUCAAAUACUCAGCCUCCUCUGAAUCUCCAUCUAAGGAACCUUUGUGAGACUUUCUUACAGAAGAGAAGUCAGAGAACUUCAGCAGGAUCUGAGGUGCUCUGCAGUCUGCACAGUGAGAAACUCAAGCUCUUCUGUCUGGACGAUAAACAGCCUGUGUGUCUGGUGUGUCAGACCUCAAAGAAGCAUCAAAACCAUUACUUCAGUCCCAUCAAUGAGGCUGCACUAGAUAUUAAGGAGGAACUCAAGAUUAUGCUGCAGUCCCUCAGACAGAAACGAAAGACUGAAGAAGAAGUAAAACUCAGAAGUGGCCAGGCAGUAAGAAAUAUUCAGAGCCAGGCUCUAGAAAAAGAGAGGCAGACCCAAGAAUAUUUUGCGAGGCUUCGCAAGGGUCUACAAGAUGAAGAGGCAGCCAGGAUAGCUGCCCUGAUGGAGAAAGAGAAGCAGAUGAUUCGGCCGAUGAAGAAGAAGAUUAAGAAGAUGAGCAGAGAGAUCUCAUCUCUUUCAGACACAAUCAGUGCCAUUGAAAAGCAGAUGGGAGCUGAUGACCUCACAUUUCUACAGAACUACAAGAGCACAGUGGAAAGGUGUUAUUCUUGAAGUUCACCACGUCUGCGGCAGCGCCAGACAUUGGAUGUGUGGUGGAAAGAUGUAGUUCAACAAACAAGUUUUAGCAAUUAAAGGUGAAAAUUAUAGCAGCAAAUUAUAAUGCAAGUGUGGCAGCAGUGGUAUAAGCAGGAUAAUGGACUGCACAUUGUGGCCGUAUUACCACCUUGAACAUUAAUUAUUUUUUUGGUACCCGAAUGCCGUGCUGUCCAUAAUCUCUAUAUUGAUAUAUGAUAUGGGAUUUCUGUCAAUAUUAAAUAUGCCAAUAUUUUCAAACUUAUUUUUGGCCUACUAUCUCCAAGUAGAAUUACCUAUUUACUCUUAUUGCGAUGGCCUACAUGUUGCAAAUACAGACCUAAUUCCUAUUUCUAUUCUUAAUAUAUACUAUAUGCACUCAGCGAUCAUAUGAAAUUUCAAGCCCAUAACAUUUAUUUGACAAAAUGAUCUGCUAAGAAAUGUAAGUAUAAAAAUGAACAUCAACAAAUGCAACGUUGUGCACAAUCGCACACCCCACCUUUAAGAAAUCUAAAUAUUCACUCUUUAUACAUUUUUUUUUUUUACUUGAUGUACAUGUUUACAAGUCUAUUGUCUAUUGUCUAUUGGUGUAGAUGUAGAAUAUGCAGUUUGACAUAAUUAUGACAUUUUCAAAUAAACAUCUCACUCUAUUUGAACACA